Molecule: messenger RNA, 1462 nt
Organism: Halichondria panicea
Lineage: Eukaryota; Metazoa; Porifera; Demospongiae; Suberitida; Halichondriidae
Product: phosphatidylinositol N-acetylglucosaminyltransferase subunit A-like
Exons: 13
Coding region: 45-1421 (458 amino acids)
Biological process (GO): GPI anchor biosynthetic process
Cellular component (GO): glycosylphosphatidylinositol-N-acetylglucosaminyltransferase (GPI-GnT) complex
Molecular function (GO): phosphatidylinositol N-acetylglucosaminyltransferase activity
Source: RefSeq, a predicted model, not a curated record
UAGGAUUUUUCGUUCUAUCAAAUAAAAUUCGGCCUGGAGAAGCUAUGAAGAAGCAUAGAAUAUGCAUGAUCUCAGACUUCUUCUACCCCAACAUGGGAGGAGUGGAGAACCACAUCUACCAGCUGUCACAGUGCCUCCUUGCACUGGGACACAAGGUAAUUGUGGUGACGCAUGCUUAUGGGGACAGGAUCGGUGUUCGCUACUUAUCCAGUUUUCUAAAGGUGUACUAUCUGCCGCUGCAGACAGUGUUGUAUGGUCAGGUGACCUUGCCCACCCUCAUCUCGGCCAUGCCCCUAUUGCGUGACAUCUUACUGAGAGAGGACAUAUCCAUCCUCCACGCUCACGGUGCGUUCAGUGCACUGGGUCAUGAGGGUAUUCUAGAUGCAGGGAUGAUGGGCCUCCACACUGUCUUCACUGACCACUCCUUAUUUGGGUUUGCCGAGGCUAGCUCUAUAGUAACCAACAAGUUCCUUGAGAUCAUUCUCACCGAUAUUGAUCAUGUGAUCUGCGUCUCUCACACAAGCAAAGAGAACACUGUCCUGAGAGCCUCGCUGCAUCCUCCCACUGUGUCGGUGAUACCGAAUGCUGUUGAUUCAAGUUGUUUCACUCCUGAUCCAACAAAAAGCCGUACAGACAGAGUGACUAUUGUGAUAGUGAGUCGGCUGGUGUAUCGUAAAGGCACUGACCUCCUGGCUGGAGUGAUUCCACUCAUCUGUGCCCACCAUCCUGACGUACAUUUCAUCAUAGGUAAGUGUAGUAAGUCAUGUGAUAAUCUCAUAGAUCAUGUGACACUGUCAGGUGGUGACGGGCCUAAGAGAGUGCUACUGGAGGAGGUGAGGGAGAAGCAUCAACUGCACGAUCGUGUGGAGUUACUCGGAGGUUUGGAGCACUCGCACGUCAGAGAUGUUCUUGUGAGAGGGGACAUUUUCCUCAACACUUCACUAACGGAGGCUUUCUGCAUCGCCAUUGUAGAGGCUGCUUGCUGUGGACUCCAGGUGGUGAGUACUAGAGUUGGUGGGGUUCCUGAGGUACUACCACCAGAGCUGCUCAGACUUGCCGAACCUAAUGUACCAGCGCUGGUGUCAACUUUGAACGAAGCUAUUGAGUCUCAUCGCCAUGGUGACAAUAUUACGAAGUUGGAUAUGCACGAGAGAGUUAAGGAUCUCUACACUUGGUCCAACGUGGCGUUGAGGACACUAAAGGUGUAUGAUCUCGUCUCAGCCAUUCCCACAAGAAAUUUUGCAGAAAGGAUACAAAAGUUUUACGCUCGAGAUCCACUGGCUGGUCUACUGUACGUGGUGGUGCUCACACUCAUCCAGAUGCUGUACCACAUACUCUGUUGGUGGAGACCAGCCAAGGAUAUCGAGAAAGCAAUGGAUUUGAACUUUUGCAAAACUAAAUUUAGCAGCCAUUCAUUAUGAUAUUCAUACCAUACGUUCCAAUCAUCAAAUUGUGUUUUGUA